Molecule: messenger RNA, 5165 nt
Organism: Columba livia (rock pigeon)
Lineage: Eukaryota; Metazoa; Chordata; Aves; Columbiformes; Columbidae
Gene: CHORDC1
Product: cysteine and histidine rich domain containing 1
Exons: 11
Coding region: 194-1189 (331 amino acids)
Source: RefSeq, a predicted model, not a curated record
UGCCAGCUCUCCCCUUCCCCCGAAGCUUCGUGAAGAUUCCGGAAGGCUCCGGCCGGCUCUUUCCGCUGAGGGACGCUGAGGGAGCCGCCCCGUCCUCUGCCGCUGCCCGGCUUCCGGCUGCCGCCUCCCGCCCCGCCGGGCUCCCGUUCUGCCAAGUGGCGGGGUAGGAAGUGCCGCCGGCCGCUCCGUCGCCAUGUCGCUGCUGUGCUACAACCGGGGCUGCGCCCAGCGCUUCGACCCCGAAACCAACACGGAGGAUUCAUGCACAUAUCAUCCAGGUGUGCCAGUCUUUCAUGAUGCUCUCAAAGGUUGGUCAUGUUGUAAGAGAAGAACAACAGACUUUUCUGACUUCUUAAGCAUUGCGGGCUGUACAAAGGGUUUCCAUAACAGUGAGAAACCUCCUGAGCCUGUUAAACCGGAAGUCAAAACUACCUCUGAACGAAAGGAGCUCGCUGAACUGAAACCCAAAUUUCAGGAACACAUAAUUCAGGCACCAAAACCAUUGGAAACAAUUAAAAGGCCAAGCCCAGACGAGCCAAUGAUAAACUUACAGCUGAAAGUGUCGGCUUCCUUGAAGCAAGCACUAGAUAAACUGAAACUGUCAUCAGAAAAUGAAGAGAAAAAAGAGGAAGACAGCGAUGAAAUCAAGAUUGGGACUGCCUGUAAAAAUGCAGGCUGUUCUAAAACGUACGAAGGACCACACAGCACAGAAGAAGUAUGUAUAUACCAUUCUGGUGUACCUAUAUUCCAUGAAGGGAUGAAGUAUUGGAGCUGCUGUAAAAGAAAAACAUCUGACUUCAAUACAUUUUUAGCUCAAGAGGGCUGCACAACAGGAACACACGUAUGGACUAAAAAGGAUGCGGGUAAGAAGGUGGUUCCAUGCAGACAUGAUUGGCACCAAACUGGAGGAGAAGUGACUAUUUCUGUAUAUGCUAAAAACUCUGUUCCUGAGCUCAGCUACGUAGAAGCAAAUAGCACUAUGUUAAAUAUCCAUAUUGUAUUUGAAGGAGAAAAGGAAUUUCAUCGCAGUGUGAAAUUAUGGGGAGUAAUUGAUGUAAAGAGGAGUUAUGUGAACAUGACGGCUACAAAGAUUGAGCUCACUAUGAGAAAAGCGGAGCCCCUAUUAUGGGCAAGUCUUGAAUUACCCGUGUCCAACACAGAACAAAAAAAAGAGAGUUCAGAUCAAUAAUGAUUCCAAGAGACGAGUUAUUUCCCAUUAUGAAGUGGUGACUUGCUACUGUAAUCAAAUAUUUAACUUUUAUAUAGAUUAUUUUUUUUAAAUUCUAGAUCAUAUGUUCCAUUCUACAAAGAAAUUGGAUGCACAGUAAAUGGGGGUGUAAACCUGAAGGGUGAUAGCUAUUUCUGCUCUUGCUUCCAUAAGUAUUUUUAUUCUAGUUGGAGUGUCUCCAUGGAGAUUGAGAGUAAAGGAACUAUUGCCCUUUGCUUACAGCCUUACCUACUGUGCACUGACUGUCCAAAUAGAUUAAUUCCCAGUCCACUGUGGGUGUUAAUUUUUCAAGUGUUGGUUUUAGACUGGACCUAUGGGACAGCACAUGUUGAAUUCAGCACUGUUCAUUGUGAAGCAUACAGUAAUACAGGUACAAAAAUGGUGAGUUUAUGAAGCGAUUAACAUGCAAUUCUGCAUCUAGAAUUAAAAAGUACAUAAACAAAUAUGAAAGAACACUUGUGGAACACCUUUUGACUGUGAAGGGAUGGAAUAAACAGUAUUUUGCUAAGGAUUUCAGUACUUGCUGACUCUUUUGCUGCCUUUAAUGUAUAACAGCAGGAGAUCAGAUUAAAAUAAAACCAAAGUUGGCAAGACGGCUUUUUUUUUUUUUAACUCCUGUACUGUUGGUAUUUGGAUUGUUAUAUAUACGAGUGAGAAGUGGACAGUGAAAUGGCUGAGUAAUUUAGCAGCUCAGUGGUGGAUAAUAUACAAAUAGCAGAGUAUUGUAAAAUUACCAAGGUGCUGUAGAUAUUUGACAGUGUUUAGAAUGUAUAUUCUGUGCUAUUCUACAACAUUCAGAAUUAUUAAUCUCUUUUCAAAGUAGGUGCAUAUGUGCAGUAGAAGACAGUACACACUGUAGAUGUCUCAGGAAAAUUAUUUCCGUGCAUUGCUCUUGUUUGUGAGGAUGGUAAUCCAAGAAUUAAGAUUUGUCCUGUGGAUAAAAUUUAGGAGAAACAAACGACAAGCUUUAAAAUGUCUGUCUCAAAUCAUAAUUGUACCUUUGAAUUGAACUACUUUUAAAAAUAUUAUUUCUUUUGAACAGCAUAAGCAAAACGCUGCAGUUAGAAAUCAAGACCUUGUUUUUGUUUUCAGUUCUCUAUCAGUAAAGAUUUGUGGCUGAAAACAGGAUAGUUUUAAAGAUGAGACUUACCCAAGCAGUAACUGGUGCAGUAAUGUUGUUUUCUUUUUCUGCUUGACAUAGUUCCUUAAUUUUGGGUUGCAGCUGGAAGAAAAAUGAUGUUUUCAUGUAUAAGUCAGGUAAAAUGUACACCAUUAUUUAUUGUGCCAAAACUUACAUAAGGAAACAAGCAGUCCUAUGGACUGUUGAAAUGUGUGAACGCUCAUCUGCUUCCCUUGGCAGACCUGGAAUAAUACCAGGAGAAACACAGAGCGAAGUAAAGGCUUUAAAUGUGGGUUUCUAAGAGUUUUACUGUUUUCCAACAGGUAUAAUUUGACUUGAGCUCAGAGUUCUGUCCCUAGCAGUACUUGAAAUCCUACUUCAUGCUUAAAGUAGUAGGAAAUACAUUACCAAAGACACCAUCCCUAAACACCAAGAAAAUAACUACAGUGCUGUGAAUACGACAUUUUUUUUGGUGCUUCUUUUCCUGUUUCUUUAUUGACUUGGAGGGAGUAUGGUUGCUUAUUCCUUGGGCUGCUAUUAAAUGUUCCAGCUCUAAGUUCUGCCUUAGAGAUUCUAUUUACUGCUAAAAAAAACAAGAAAUUGAAGAUGGCAAGUACGAUGAAGUGAUAGGGUACAAGCUUGCAAAAAACCACAUGCCUGCAAUUGGUCCUCUAAAAAUCAUACACGCGUUCCCUGGUCUGUUCUGAAGCAAAAAGUGGAGCUCUUGCCAGUAUAAUACUGAGAGCAAUCACUUCAGUGAAUGAAAAUCUCGGUCUCGCAGUACCUGGUCAGUGCCAUCUGUGGUUCUGUGUGCGGAACUCUGAGCUUGGACAGCAAAAUGAGCCAUGUUUAAAAGCCAGGAUAAACUUCUUAUUUAACAAGCAAGUUCAGACGUGCUUAUCCAUAUGGAUAUAUAAAAACCCUGGAUAUCUCAUGUUUUCCACUUUUUUUUAAUAUAUUUUCAGUUUAUCUACAUCCCCCUGCAGUAGGUUUACAUCAUGUAAAAUCUAUUUUAAAGAACUAUGAGGGCAGUGGAAUUUCUUGGGAAAAUUUGUGUUUUUAAGCAAGUUAUCUGCUACCUUAGAAUACUAAAUGCUAAAUGGAGAAAAAUGUGGAUGAAUGGACGUUCUGCUGUUACUGGUGGAGGCUUUGGGACCCCGUAGCUGUUUUUUUAGAGUAUGUUCUGCUGGCAGCUGGGUCGGUGUCAUCGUAAGUGAAAGAAACCUCCUGCAAACAUAGUCCUCAGCUUUGCUUUUGCUCUUUAUUCAUUCUUCCUACUCUUUUACUGUUGUUCAUACCUUCAGCAGAAAAUUAUAGAUACCUCAGGAGUUCCAUAAUGACUUUGCCCAUCUAUGACAAUAAAACCAAGUUUAAAAUUCACCUGUUUAAAAAAGUAAGCAAACAGAGAAACCCAAGCUUUGAUAGGCAAGAAGCUAUGGGUUUUACAAAUAACAGCCUAGUUCUCCAUAGCCUGUGAUGUUUUUCAAAACAAAACUAUAAACUUUCAAAUUGCAUAGACUACCAUGAGUCUCUUGUUUAAUUGCAUUAAUUUGUAGCAGCCUUUUAUAACCAGAUUUCUGCAUCUGUGAUCAGCCUGCAAAAGCUUUAUAUCUCUGACUGAAUCUGGGUGUUUUGAUCGGUUGCUUAGAUCAGUCUUCAACACGCUGGUGUUUGAUCCUGAUUAUUUGAUGAAAUGACAUCUUGACGUGGGUAGUGGUAGCUGACACUCAGUGGAAUAUUGGUGUGGCUGGACCUUUUAUUAGUAAAUGUGAAGGGAAGGUGAAACCAUCUGUAAUAUACCAGACCAAUGACAAUACUUGCUCAAAAGCAACAUCUGAGAAGCAAGCUAAGUGAUUUUUUGAUCCUACAGGCUUUCACCAGUCUAAUAAUAGUGAAACUGAAUUGCAAACAGGUAUGUACUCGAAUACUUGCAGUUAAACUUAACCUUUUUUUAAUGUUCUCAGAAGUUGUGCUGUAUUUAACAAGUUGAUUAACUUGCUACAGUCUAGCUAUGUUUUUAUAAUUAUUGAUACUUUAGAAGCCAUAGUGUGUUUCAGUAUGGGUUUACAUGUUUCACAUGUUGACAGCAUGUUACAUGUCUCAGAACUGACUGGCCGGGUGCAUCUAAAACUUUUCCCUUACAAUCCCAUUUUAAUAUGAAAUAUUGUAUGAGUAUACAAAUUUGUGACAGAAAUUUUUAUCUUCUCCCUCAUGUAUAAGCUCGUGUUCCUGCCUGGCAUUAUACAUCAUCUGUAACAACAUUGGGAGGAGCUGGAAUUUAAUGUUAAUACACUGUUAAGCACUGGGCUGUUCAGCUACCCCGACUCUUAACGUUUUUCAUGGCACUGAUGUAACUUGAGAAAAAAAAUCUUCCAUUGGAUGAUGUUCUGUAACAUGUACAUUAUCAAGUCACCAUUUCAGUAGUUUAGGGACUAGUUUUAAUAGGAAUUUUGCCUUGGAAAAAAAUAAAAACGUAACAAUGCAUCCUUUGCUUGCAUUCUUUAAACAUGGCAUGAGUACUGUUUAAAUACUGUACCUGUUAAUCAUUGGACUUUCCCAAUUGCCACUAUUUUUUUUUAAUCUCCAUUCAGGAAUGAGAUACUUUUUCAGGUAAUGAGUUACGUGUCUGGAACACUGUAUUAAGAUGGUAUUAAUUUUCCCAUUAUGAGAGUCUUGAAUUAAAGUUGGGGAGAUGUCUUUUUGCAUGGUUAUUUGAUUCUGCACAUUCAUAAAACUUACAUAUGCAGGAAUUAAUCUCAUGACUUCAUGCUCUAGGUUUUUUUUCUUCUAAAUGUAUUCAAUAAAAUUCUUAUUACA